AAGGAACCAAAGCACCGAGACGAUAGAAAGGUCCAAGCAACACCGUUUAACCAAUUCCUGAACCGAAAUCAAUUACUACAAAUUAAUUUACAGCUGUCUUCAUAAUUUCCAUGAGAAAUCAGUUUCCAUGGAAUCAUCUACAGUUUCUUCUACAUUCCGGUUUAGAGACCACCACCAACCGGAGGAGGCAACCGAAUCCGAUACGAGCUCCGGUAUCUCCUCUGUUUCCAGUGACAGAGACGAGGAGUCAGAGCUCGAGUCCAUGACCGGAGAGGGGAUAAGGAGGCUUUGUAUGGAGUUUCUGGAAAUAAAGGAAGCGUCCGAUGAAGAUUUUUAUCGAAACAUCUUUGCUAAUUAUUCAGCCUUUAUUGGAAUACAUGAGGAAGUAAAAGAUAUCGAAAAGAAAUUGAUGCAACUGAGAACCCAUGUUGCAAUGCAAAAGAUGCUUGUAAAAGACCUAACUGAUGGUCUAUAUCUGAAGGUUUUAUCAGUGCAAACCAUGGAUUCAAUCUCAGAAGAACUCAUAUGUGAUGAGUCUCUUCCUUUAAAUGAGUUGGAGGUUCACAUAAGUAAUGUUUCAGAAACCUUGGAUGUGCUUUUAUCUGAAAACAGAGCUGAUGAAGCUAUAGCAAUUUUAGAAAUGGAGCAAGAAAAUUUACAAAACGUACAGUAUGAAGAUGAUACUUCAUCGGAUGUGCUAAUGUUGUAUAACAAUGCCAUUUCUGAGAGAAAGGAAAUGCUUAUAUUGCAAUUAGCCCGUGUGGCUGAGAAUUCAAGAACUUCUGCUUCAGAACUCCACAAGGCACUAGUUGGAAUUUGCAGAUUAGGCCAGAGUCAUCUAGCAACUCGGUUAUUGCUGAAGUAUUACCACUCACGAAUUGCUUCAGGAAUACAUAAUCUGCAGAGUUCAAAAUCAUGUCUGCAAGGGGUGUACAUUAGGGAACUUUCAAGAUUUGUGUUUUCUAUGAUUUCUCAAGCAGCAAGGAGCUUUAUGAUGCUUUAUGGAGAAACAUCUGCUUAUGCAUCAGAAUUUAUGCAGUGGAUCCAUGAAGAAAUUGAAGUUUUUGCUGUUAGUUUUACUAAAUAUGUCAAAUCUAUCUCAGAAAUAAGUGGUGGACUCUCCACAGCAGUAGAAGCUGUGCAGUUUGCUACCUCAUAUUGCUGUCAAUUAGAAACUCAAAGAUUGGUGUUGCAGCCAUUGUUGAUCAAGCAUCUUCGCACUUGUAUGGAGAACAUUUUAGCAGAACAUAUAGAGCAUUUUAAGAAAGUCAUCAGCAUAUUUACAGCAUCUGAUGCUUGGGUUCUGGGCAGAUAUCUUGUAUCUGGAAUUCUGAAUGAAGGCUACUCUUAUGUAGUUGUUGGACAAGAACCAGAAUACUGCCUUCUCACAAACAGUGGUCGGAAGUUUGUUACUCUAUUGCAGGCUAUAUCCAAGGAUGUUACCCCUUUAGCUGCCCUGCAAAUGGAAGGUUCUAUUCUAGCAGGACUCAGUGAUCUCUUCAUGGAGUAUAUAACCAUCCUUGAAGAAGCCAUCACCUGCGAUGUAAAUAUGUCAGAGAAAAGUGGUUUUAGAGUGAUCUUGGCAGAGUCGGUUCCACAACAAGUUUCUAUUCUGGCAAAUCUAUCAACACUCGAAAAUUUUUUCUCCAACACUGUUAGAAGCAUAUUCAGGGGCACCAACUGUAUUGAUUCUGAGAAGAUAAAAAUCCACAGGGUCGGUUUUCCAGAUCAGGAAGUUGAUAGUUGUGUAAUGUUCAUUCAAGAGGCAUCUACUCGACUGAAAGCUCAGGUCUUCAAGCAAUUUAUUGAUAGAGUGCUUUCCCCUGAGGUCUGUAAAUUGACUCCAGAAAUGUGGGUUGAUAGCGAGAAUCGUUCCCGCCUGUUUAAUGGUCUAUUGCCCUCUUCCGUGUUUCAGGUGUUGUUUUUAGAGCUAAGGAAACUGAAUAAACUUUCUGAAGACGAUAUCUUUGAGGCAAAAUGGUUGAUGCAGCUAAUAAGGGAGUUGAUUGAAGCCAUAUUUGCCUGGAUUUCAAGCAACAACAAAAUUUGGGAAACUGAUAAAGGAGACUUGAAUUUCCAACAUCCUGAAAUCUCGGAUCAGUUUGUUCUAGACAUGCACUUUCUAGUGGAAGCCAUAAAGUAUGGAGAAUACUUCUCCAAGCACCCAUUGGUUCCUGCAACUCUGAUGAAAGAAGCCUUUAAUUCAGCUGGACUGGAUCCAUUUAGAGAUAUAUACGAUGAUGGGUGGGCUAUGAAAGCUGCAACUGAAGCAGUUGAAAAGCUACUAGAGAUAGAGAAGACUGAACUACUGUUGGAGGAUGAGGCUGCUGAAGAUCUUGCAGUACCAUCCAAAAACCAUUUUGAGCAUGCAAAUGAUACUUUCCAGGACGCUGCUAGAAGUUCUUUAGACAUUUUUUCUUCAUCAGAAGAGGAUGAUGAGAAAAUAUAAGUAGCAGUCCAGUGAUAUUGGAUGGUCUUCGGAUGCUUCUAAAAGACUAGGUUUAUUCUGUUAAUAGGGGUGCAACCCUUCUAAUAGACAUUGCUACAGACCUGAAACAUAUUUAACCUGAUAAUGCAACACUAUGAUAAAUCUUAUUUUAUUUUAUUUUAUAAAAGAUCGAAGCCAAUUUGCUGCA
Ricinus communis (castor bean) is the source of this 2636-nucleotide messenger RNA. RefSeq names its product exocyst complex component EXO84A. The record is from RefSeq and is a predicted model, not a curated record. Gene Ontology annotation, biological process: exocytosis; Golgi to plasma membrane transport; intracellular protein localization. The transcript is spliced from 7 exons. Gene Ontology annotation, cellular component: exocyst. The coding region runs from base 128 to 2449 and encodes 773 amino acids. Lineage: Eukaryota; Viridiplantae; Streptophyta; Magnoliopsida; Malpighiales; Euphorbiaceae.